ACUAGUUCGGGAUAGCACGCGGGAGAGCAGCACUACGCACACCGCGGACUGCAAGAGAACGAGGAAAAUGGAUUUUAAAACCCCUCAGUGCAUUGAAGCAAAGGAUUAUGAUGGGGUGGCAGAGAUCAUUGUAGAGCUGGAAAAGAUGAGUGACUCUGAGGAGGUCGUAGAGGAGGAGGAGGAGGAUGAGGAAGAAGAGGAGGAGGUCGAAGACUCCGACGAUAGCAGCGAUAGCUUCGACUCCGCCAUAGAGGAGGCCUGUCUGUGGGGAGAGGACUCUGUUGUUGACCAGAUCGAAUCUGGGUCUGAUAAGGAGUGGGAGCCAUUUCCUAAACGGAGUAGGUCGGUCACCACGACUCCAACUGCAUCUCAGCAGUCACCUUCCCCUAUGCGUAGAACCUCAACCCUCACCCCAACUAAGAAAAAUAAGAAGGCACAGGGAAGGUCCAGCUCACCAAGAACACCAAGAAAGCAAGUUAAUGGUGCAUCUCGGGUCUUGGAGCUGGGUGAAGAGGAAAGGUGGAAUGACAUUACUGAUGAGGAUAAACAACCCAGUCUCUUCAGAUUUCAUCCAAAACGACCCCCAGGACCACAACUUUUGCCAGGCAAAACAUACUCACCUCUGCAGUUGUUCCAGCUGUUUUUCAGCUCUUCUGUUGUCCAAACUCUUGUGGACAACACAAACAAGUUUGGCAAGAUUUCAGCUGCAGGUGGAAAGAAGCUAAAGUGGACCCCAGUUACUGUAAAAGAGUUUUAUGCCUUCAUUGGACUUGUUGUGUACAUGGGCUUGGUAAAGGUGAAGAGUAUCAUGGAUUUAUGGUCCAAGAAACAACUCUAUCAAUUUCAGUUCCCCUCCAUGGUGAUGAGCAGCAAGAGAUUUACUGCUAUUUCAAGCAAUCUCCAUUUGUCUGACCCAGAGGAGGAUGCAGAAAACAUGAAAAAGAAGGGAACUCCGGAUUAUGACAGACUGUUCAAAAUAAAGCCCCUGUACACCGACAUCCUCUCAGCAUGCCACAGUUUUUUCCAACCCAGGAGAGAACUGUCCAUAGAUGAACGAAUGGUGGCUUCAAAAGCAAGAACUGGACUAAAGCAGUACAUGAAGGCAAAGCCCACUAAAUGGGGCUUCAAAUUGUUUAUUUUGGCAGAUUCAGCAAGUGGGUACACAUGGAAUUUUUUUGUGUAUGAAGGGAAAAGUCCCUUUGCAUCAGGAAAAGGACUAAGCUAUGAUACGGUCAAAACACUCCUGGAUUAUUCAUUACUCGGCCAUGGAUACAUGGUGUACAUGGACAAUUUUUACACCAGUCCAACCCUUCUUUCUGAUCUGCUGCAGGAAAACACUCUUGCUUGUGGAACCCUUCGUACCAAUCAACUAGGACUUUCACUCCCAAAAAAUAAUGAACUUCCAAAGAGGGCCGAAAGAGGAGACAUCCGCUGGUACAGACAAGGAAAGCUGCUCUACGUCAAAUGGAUGGACACGAGAGAGGUUACCAUGUGUUCCACAAUGCACAAGGCCUAUAAAGGGGACACAGUGAAAAGAAAGGUAAAAAGCAAAGAAGGUGUGUGGGAUAUCACAACUGUACCAAUUCCGGCUGCUGUAAAAGAUUACAAUAAGCACAUGGGUGGCGUCGACCUUUCAGAUGCGCUGAUUGGUUACUACCAUGUCCUCCACAAGUCAAGAAAAUGGUACAAGACAUUCUUUUUCCACUUCAUUGAUAUUGCGAUUGUUAACAGCUUCAUUCUGCACCAACAACUGGCUGACGUCACUGGACAAGCCACCCUCACACAAAAAGCCUUCAGAGAAGCCUUAGUGAUGGAACUUACAAAGACUGUCAGAAAAUCAAAAGAUGUUUCAGGACCUAAAGGCCAGUCAAAAGAGGAAAAGCCCACUAGAACUUCAAGCCCAUCCAAGCGGACAGCCCAGGAUGAGAUGUGCAUGCCUGCAUUCUAUGGCACUGAUGCUACUGCAGGAAGAAAGAAAUGUGAGCACUGCAAAAAGGACGGACGUCAAACAAAAACUCCAGUUUUCUGUGCAAAAUGUGGCGUGCCUUUGUGCCUCGUACCAGCACGCAACUGCUUCAAGCUGUGGCAUGAAGACCUCUAAAAAAAAAAAAAAAACACACACACAUGCAGAAAUGUAGAUAGUUAUUGUACAUUGAAAUUUUUAUAUCUUUUAUAAUACGUGUUUUUUUUUUUGAUAGAAAGGCAGAAAUGUAAAUAGGUGCUGUUAUUAGUUACUUUUCUAUUUUUUAUACUGCGCUUUGUAUCUUGUAUCAAGGCAGAAAUGUAAAUAGUUUUAUUUGUACAUUAUUAUUUCUGUCUUUAUAAUACAGUUUGUAAAUCUUGCAGAGUAAAACAAAGAAAUGAAUCUUCUGGCUUGUUUCACUUAUUAUUGUUCUGAUUUGGCUCUAUAAUAAAGAAAAACUGAAAAAAAAAAUUAAGUUAAUAUAAUAGUGCAUAUAGAGUUUGUCAUCUGUGGUAAAGGUAAAAGACUACUUUGAGAAGUCAGAAAGCUACUUGGAGAGUGGUUGGAUGAGAGUUUGUCAAAGACUGUAAAGAAAUACAAUAGAAAAUGUUGCCAUCAAGAGUAAGUAAUACAUAACCACUUUAUUCCCUGCAAAAUUAGCUUUUAAUAGUUUUCAUUUUGGAGAGGUUGGAGUCAUUUGGAGACACUUGGAGAAGCUGUUGUACACUGUCCCUUUCAUGGGCAUUACCUCUUCAGUUUGUGGUCCCUAAAAUCUAAAACAAUAAAAUAAAUUUUGAAAAGA
Messenger RNA from Astyanax mexicanus (Mexican tetra), 2765 nucleotides. RefSeq names its product piggyBac transposable element-derived protein 4. The coding region runs from base 68 to 2101 and encodes 677 amino acids. NCBI's taxonomy places the organism in Eukaryota, Metazoa, Chordata, Actinopteri, Characiformes, Acestrorhamphidae. The transcript is spliced from 2 exons. The record is from RefSeq and is a predicted model, not a curated record.